AUGAAAGCGGCCUCCAUCCUUGCGGCCCUCGUGGCGUCGGUCGACGGCGCCGUCCUCUGGGACGGCCGGUUCAACGAGUUCACCAGCUCCGCGGACCUCAACAAAUGGUCCUGGGGCAACCAGGUCGGGCCGUACCAGUACUACAUCCACGGGUCCGGCACGGUGGAGAAGUACAUCAACCUCUCGCCCGACUACAAGAACCCGGCGGACACGGGCUCGACGCAGGGGGCCAAGUUCACGCUCGACAGCACGGCCUUCUGGAACGGGCAGAACAUGCGGCGCACCGAGCUGAUCCCGCAGACCAAGGCGGCCAUCAACCGCGGCAAGGUCUACUACCACUUCAGCAUGAUGCGCAAGGACACCAACGCGCCCAGCGUCAACCGCGAGCACCAGAUCUGCUUCUUCGAGAGCCACUUCACCGAGAUGAAGUACGGCUGGAUCAGCGGCGAGCAGGGGGCUAGCAACCCCAACCUGCAGUGGAUGACCAACCAGCAGAGCCGCUGGAAGACCGAGUGGAAGGCCGGCGUGUGGCACAACAUUGCCUACGAGAUCGACUUCAGCGCCAACAAGGUCGGCUUCUGGCACUCGGAGGGCGCGGCGCCGCUCGCGCAGGUGGUGGCGCCCGUGUCGGUGUCGACGUCGUCCAACGGCGCCGACUGGCACCUGGGCGUGCUGGAGCUGCCGCGCUCCGGCUACGCCGACGCCAACGAGGACUUUUACUUCUCGGGCGUCUACGUCGAGGACGGUACCAUCACCACUGCUGUUGCUGGGCCUGGUGAGUUGUUGCUCUAA
Messenger RNA from Chaetomium fimeti, 792 nucleotides. RefSeq lists its product as uncharacterized. The record is from RefSeq and is a predicted model, not a curated record. The transcript has 2 exons. Lineage: Eukaryota; Fungi; Ascomycota; Sordariomycetes; Sordariales; Chaetomiaceae. The coding region runs from base 1 to 792 and encodes 263 amino acids.